CGUUGAAAUCUCGCGAAGUUAUAAAUUUUCGAAAAUGAAACGACAGAACUUUUAGUUCAACCUAAUAUAAGAAUUAGAGGUACCUAGAACGCUUCAAUGAAGUUUCUGAUCCUGAUCUUCGCAACUCCACUGGCAGAGGCUUUUACAAAGCCAAUAAGCAAUGAGCUAACUUUCAGAAGCUCAGACCAAUGUUCUUGCUCCUGCCCAAAAUGUACUAAUACAGCACAUCCUGGAUACUGUGAGAGUGGUUGGACUUACUACAACGAGACCGAUGCUUGUUAUAAGAAUUUGCUCAAUUCGGACUUUAACAAUGCCGAGAAAGUAUGUAUCACUACGGGAGGACAUCUGACUUCGAUCCAUAGCGAAGAGGAAAAUUUUUUUAUAGCUGAGUUAGCAAGGUCGGGUAUAAGUCAUACCGAUUGCUGUGGCUGGGCGACUUGGAUAGGUCUCAAAAGAUACAACGGAAGUUGGGCAUGGACUGAUGGCACGACGGUUGACUUUGUGAAAUGGGGACCUGGAGAACCAAAUAACUGGGAGAAUUCACAAGACUGUGUAUUCGUGGCCGCCGAUUUUUAUGCAGACCAGAAGAAAGCAGCAGGUCAUCAAAAAUGGUCCGACUACGGGUGCACUGUUUCUAUGAGGUCGUAUGUAUGCAAGAAGAACGCUUUGCAUUAGAUGCAAAAAAUUUAUUACUGUGGUCAAAAGUCUUAAUUGGAUUUCGCGAAUUUCCAUAAAUUUUUCUGACUCAA
Molecule: messenger RNA, 749 nt
Organism: Cylicocyclus nassatus
Lineage: Eukaryota; Metazoa; Nematoda; Chromadorea; Rhabditida; Strongylidae
Source: the annotation of a GenBank genome assembly